Molecule: messenger RNA, 1579 nt
Organism: Colletotrichum scovillei
Lineage: Eukaryota; Fungi; Ascomycota; Sordariomycetes; Glomerellales; Glomerellaceae
Exons: 5
Coding region: 110-1354 (414 amino acids)
Source: RefSeq, a predicted model, not a curated record
GCCUCCAAAGCCAUCCGAGUUCAGAAUUUUGAAAAAGCACCAAUAUUCGAAGGCCGCCCGUUGCAGAAGCUCCAUUGACAGGGACGGGAGAAUUUGACAAGAAGGCGCCAUGCACAAUACGAGCUUUACACGAGGGGACCCUACCCCGCCAUACACGGACGCCACAAGAGCUCCAUUGCUCAUUGGCAUGACUGCAGGGUUUCUCGGAAUUGCAUUGAUAUUUGUCGCUCUACGUGUCUAUGUGCGGGCUGUGGUGUUGAAGAAAUGGGGUUUGGAUGACACUCUCCUCGUCGUCGCAUAUGCUUUGACAGUACUCACUGGUCUUGUGUUUUCAAUAUGCACCAUAUUUGGGCUUGGGAUGCAUGUCUGGACAGUUCCCGUUGAAGUACAGCAGAAUGGUCGCAGGGCAACGAUUGCUGCAACUUUAUCAUACCACAUUACCUUUAUCUUCGUGAAGAUAGCUUUACUCCUUUUGUACCGACGGGUAUUCGCUCAUCCCACGUUCUGUCUUGUUUGCGACGCGAUGCUAGGCUUUAUUGCGGUAUUUGGUAUUGCCGUAGUGGUGUCGUCCGUCGUCAUCAGCGCACCAGGUUGGAGAGGCGACACCUUCGCGUUUGAGCGGUACGACCAGGGAGCGUGGUGGAUGGCAACAGCUGCAGUUCACUUGGUGACCGACAUGAUCAUAUUCUUCAUGCCGAUCCCGCUUUUGAGCAGCUUGAAUUUGAAACGAGCUCAAAAGGCUGCGCUAAUUGUUACAUUUGGCGUUGGAUUCAUCACGACGGCCAUCUCUGUUGUCAGGAUGUCUACUCUUACCCAUGUAUUCACAGCUGAUGUGACGUGGGAUGUAAUUCCAUCCCUGAUCUGGUCCGAGGUAGAGCUCUGCUGUGCCGUGAUUUGCGCUUGCAUACCGACACUCCGGCCUCUGCUUCGGUCUCCGAGAUCUACUUGCUCGCAAUAUUACAACCGACAACGGUCUGAAGCAAGCGCUGAGGCGAAACUAUCUCACAAGCGGAUCAAUGGGGGAACGUUCGGGAGCCACAGUCAGCAAAGCAUCCAAAACACAACGACGAUGGAUCUUGAUCUUGACAUGGAGAUGGGUUUUGAGGCGAACAUGGAGCCGGAAAUGCCACCAGAAGCGCCCUACAACCAGAAGGGGAACAUUCAUGGGUUGACUAUCGUGACAGACAUCACUCCAGCGAUGCCGGCUGGAGAGUCGGAUGAUGGAUCUGACGUGUUUGGGCCGCUAGAUGAAGAGCUCGUCACACCAUUGAGCCCGCCUCCGAGGUCGUAUACCAGCCCUGCAAGGCUUCUUCCGCGGUCCCGGCCGUUAUCAGAAUCAUCCAACGAGCAGUGAGGAGAGUGGCGCUAAUGAUGGAGGAAAUCGGGGGGCCGGUUUGUUUAGCAAGGCGUUGGGGAUCAUUUUAUCAAAGCAGUAACACCAGGGUAGCAGAACAGAGCCAGAGCAACAAGUCUUUGGAAGGUGGUGCAAUAGCAACUUGUGAAUAGCAUCAAAUUGAGGGACACAAGUUACAAUGGAAGCAGAAGGAAUGGUGAUAAGUGGCAGGCAUCAGGGUACCUU